GCAGUGCGUUGUAGUAUUUUCAAGGGGGGGAUAUUUCGCUGCUACACGCGAUGUUUGUGGUUUUCCUUGAAUCGGUCCGAAGUUGCAAUGUCGUAAACACCUAUGAACCAACAUUUAAGCGACAAGAAAAACGUUUUAUACUAGUCAGUUAGCUAUAACAUUUUUCUGUCUGCCCGAAGUUCUGUAAAACAUGCUGUCAAAUCUGUGACGUAUGGAAAUUUGCGGAACACCACAAGUAACAUUGAGGAAGUAGCUAGCUAGAUUGCUAGCUAAUCGGACAGCUGUGUAAGAAUAACGUUAGAUAGCUGUUUAUGUAGCUGUUGUUUAAUAAUCGAUUUAAUUCGUUUUUAAUCAUGGACCAAGCAGUCAGCGUCAAUGCAGACCCAGAUAUGCCAUCUGACAGUGAAGGUCGUAGCUCGCGCUUGAGAAAUUGGACUGGUUUUUGGUUGCUGGGGUUGUGCAAUAACUUUGCGUACGUGGUGAUGCUGAGUGCAGCCCAUGACAUCUUAAAACAACAAGGGUCUCACAACUCCACAACGCCUACCCCAUCCACAGUUGCCUUGGACGUUGAAGGUGGAAAAAGAAGUAGUUACGGCUGCAGCCCUGUUUCUACCGCGGCUGUUUUGUUGGCUGAUAUUCUUCCCACUCUCAUGAUCAAGUUUUCUGCUCCAUUCUUCGUCCACAAUCUCCCUUAUGGGUAA
Messenger RNA from Oncorhynchus kisutch (coho salmon), 701 nucleotides. Its product is annotated as battenin-like. The transcript has 5 exons. The record is from RefSeq and is a predicted model, not a curated record. Lineage: Eukaryota; Metazoa; Chordata; Actinopteri; Salmoniformes; Salmonidae. Gene Ontology annotation, cellular component: membrane; lysosome. Gene Ontology annotation, biological process: regulation of intracellular pH; lysosome organization. The coding region runs from base 354 to 701 and encodes 115 amino acids.